GCCUUUCUGAUGUUUGCCUCUCACGUAACCACCAGUGAAUUAAGGCUAAAAAGCCUAUUCUUGCCGCAGGAAAGAGGAAUCAUGUGAUGGGAAAAGGUUAUGUUCAAUUGCUUGUCGCCGCUUGUUGACUGACCUACAAGGAAACGAACCACCUGCCAGCCGCGAAAUUUCAAGAUUUUCUCCUUUCGGAUUUUUAGCCGAGUUUUUGCCCACAAAACCACAAGGGCAGCGACCUAAACGAUUAAUCUGAUUUUUUCAUGCGAUUUGCAGCCAUGUUUAUAGGAAAGUAAUCUCUGUUUUGGCGAACAAGAGGAAUUCCCUUUGAAAAUGAGUGAACUGAACAAGGCUGCCUCUAAGGAAGUUAUUAGAAUAAGAGAAGAAGACGCGGUAGAAGAGGAUUUCAAAAUGGAGGAGGAAGAAUCGCCAGGCGGUUCAAAUGAUCAGGACUGCGAACUACACAAGCAACUUAGCCAACAAUCAUCAUCUCCGCCGCAAACUUCGAAACGUAAAGACCGCAUUUCCAUCAAUGUUGGCGGUAUCAGACACGAAACAUAUCGCAGUACACUUAAAAAUAUCCCUGAUACCCGUUUAUCGUGGCUGGCGGACGCUUCGGCGGGUUCUGUAGACUACGACGCCGAUUUAGGAGAGUAUUUUUUCGACCGACAUCCGGGCGUUUUUUCCAAUGUCUUAAACUACUAUCGUACGGGUAAGCUGCACUGUCCGUUAGACGUCUGUGGGCCUUUGUUUGAAGAUGAGUUGAAUUUUUGGGGCAUUGAUGACCAACAAGUUGAAUCAUGUUGCUGGUUAACGUAUCGACAACAUCGAGAUGCACAAGAAACUUUAGCUGCUUUCGAAGGAGUAGAAUUUGACAAUGAUUUUGAUGAUGAUGAGCCACCGGAUUUCUGCAGGUAUGGUUUUGCAUUUGCAGCCGAAGCAGUGCCCGAUACUACAUGGUGGCAGAAAUACCAACCACGAAUUUGGACUUUAAUGGAAGAGCCCUAUUCAUCGAAGCUCGCUAAGGUAAGUGUUAACAAAGAAUGGUGAACCGCUUUUGAUGCUACUAACCUGAAAAAAAAAAAUAAAACCUUUCAAUUUGAGCUUAUUUACGAGGUAAAAAAGUUCACCAAGCGGUACAAUGACAUUUUCAGGUCAUUUUGACGAAACUUUCAAUUUAACUUCCGACCGUGUCAAAUAUGAAUUUAUGCUAUGUAGAUGUCGAAAACGGCACUUUUUUUGCCAUUGUACGCAAAGCUAGAUUGAGUUUACAGCUUGUGAAUGCAACAGUAAAAUUUUUGAGAGUAUUUUGUAAUUGUAGCGAUAACACAAGUUGCAAAGGAAGGUUAAAUUAAAAGCUUAUACCUAAAACGUGAUUUUACUCAUGGAAAGAUACAACCGUAUUAUUACAAGACAUCUAACCUCCGCUCACGAAAUAGAAACGUUAAAAAUUAAACAUAAAAUUUUCUUGGUCUUCAGAAAUUUAAGCGCCGUUCAAAAUGAUUUUUUGAGAGGAAAUACAUUUUGCUUGAAGGUUUAAAGUGUUUACGUUAAUUCUUGUCGAGCGGAGCACGUAGUUAUAAAAUACUAUAAAAAAGGGAUCAACAAAUUGCGGCAUAAAAUCGAGGAAAAAAUCAUCAUCAGAUUUAUUGGAGUCAGCGAAAGACGAAGGUUUCUCCCCCUAGUUCCUACUUUGUGGUUUAUAGGAAAGAGUGGACGAUACAAUGUUGAUUUGUAGGACAGAUAAAUUUCAAAUAUAUCUGUAUCUGAAUUAAUGAUCUAGGGUAGAUUGAAAACGCGAUGCAUUCUAGUAAAAAAUAAUUCCACCUCAACUGAAAUUUUGUUUUUUUGCGUUUUUUCACCUUUGUUAGAUCAAGCUGAGCUCGGAUUUCAGAUGUUUAAAGAUCUGAAGUUUAGACUCAAAUUUUGUGCUGGUUACUCGGUAAACUUUAACCGAAAGCGCUAGAAAUAAAAUAUUUAUGAGUUCUAGCAUUAGAACGAGUGAUUUAUAAGCAUCCUGGCGAGCUACGAAUUCUUUAUAUCCUGAGAAUUAUAGUCUGCUUGAUUUAAUGGUCUAAAAUAUUCCACGUAAUUAGACAGUUUACACAUCUUGAAUAGCACAGUUAGAACCUAGUCAACUGAACUAAGCGAUUCCUUCAAACUUAAGCCAAUUAGAUGUGUAAAAAACCCAGUAAAAUAUGUUUUAACCCCUUUUUUUCUUUUACAUAUUAAGAGAGAGUACAAGUCCUUCCCAGCAUGACUAUUGCUUGAUUAUUGGAGGAAACCAGGAAGGGGUAUAUCAGGAUUUGAAAUCCCCACUUUUGUUUUCAAAAAGGAGGCACCAGUGGGUUUUAAAAUUGCGUUGAAGAAAUACAUUAUCGCUCCGCUCUUCACUUACUCCAGAGCAAGUGCUUUAAUUUCAGAAAACGAUAUGUCGAGCCCUUUAAGGUAUAUUAACUGGAAAACUCCCUCAGUCUAAAAUAUAUUAUGAAAUGUUUGAUGCCGAAAUUUCCGUUAAAUGCUUGCUGCGGACGAGAAUUUUAAUGCAUGUAACGGAUUCGAAGCGUUUGGUCACGAAGAAAUGAUGCGCUAUCACAAAUUCAGAGAGCGUAAUUAUAGUGUUUUGUACUUGAAGUUAUAAUCUAGGUUAUUAUAAGGGCUUAACGCCAUUACGCGUUAAAUUGUCUUGAGUCUAGGUUUUUUUCUCUAGCACUUAGAGUUGAGGUCAGCGAAAUGUGUCAACCGCUUAAGAAGUAAACUUAAUGUUUCUUUUGAUCUAAUAAACACACACGCUGAAAUCAGAAAACAUACAGGAAAUAACCUCACGUGUUGAAAUUUUAAAUCGCCUCACUUACAAACUUGUCCUAAAGUAGAUUAACAAAAUAUUCCGUAACAACGAAAAAAGAAACAUGCAUAAUUAAUCUCAUUCAUCAGUGUAAUUUCUCUCCAAAAUAUAACCACGAAGUCAAUUUUUUCCAUAUACUUUGUGAAUUUUGACAUCGAAGAGCGCAGACCAAGCGGCUGUUAUCCUUUCUGUCUACAUACCGUCUUUGUGUACUUCUGUUUUCUUUAUAUUACAGUCAUUGUUCGUUAUUACCAGCACCGCUGUUGCCGUUGGAGAUAACAAGAACUGUAAACUAAUUUUGCUCGCUGUUUUAAACAAGAGAUUUUGAUUCGAAAUUCUUGGCAAUUUUUUCAAACUGAGCACAGAUGACAUGGCAACUUUUAAGCCGCUGUGAGCCGACUUUUGAAUGUAUUUUUCAGUCUUACAAGAUAUAUUCAUUGUCAUCGGAGCGGUUAAUAACCGCGCUUAUCUUAUUCAUAAUUAAACACAAGACAAACAGUUUAGGUAAUCCAAGCUAAUCCGUUUUUAUAACGUUAGUUUUAUAUUUGCAUUUAGAGAGCAGUAUGGUCUUUAUCCAUUCACACCACAUUAACCAUUUUUCACACAGAAGGGAAAGACUUUUAAGUUAACGGAAGCAAAUUGCUGCGUUGGUUCGGCACCGUCCACGCGAGGUGCGUUUUUCCGCCCGACAUAAGAACGAUGCACCAUAUUAUCUCGUAAAAGAUUUCUGCUCUACUGUGAUAGUAUUUUGGUAUAUACUGCGAAUAGCUUUUGGCCAGAGAAGGCACUUUGUUGAAAACGUAAAACACAAAAAGUGCUUUUUUUCAAAGUUUACUACCUGUUUCGCGCUGAAUUUUGUAAAUUUGACAAUUUUAUAGUCGAAAAUGGCUAAUUUGAAACAAACCGGUGACUUUCCUUAAAGAAUAGAGAAAAAUUUGAAAACCUGAGGAGCUUCAGUGCUGGCUUUGGGGAUUUUAAUAGAACAGACGUUACUUGGCUCUAAUGUGGAUAACAACACUUAUCCAAACGGGCCAGAUUAAAGCAGGUAACAACCUGUUUUGGAGUUGUGCUAGGUAAAAGUAAAGUUUAUUUUAAAACUUCAUCACUAAUAAAAGUACACAAGUCAGGUGGAGGACCGCGUCAUACAGGAUGAAUACAUAUGAAGUCAAAUCGUGGACAAAAUGUUCGACUUGUCGUUUCGUUGUUUCGUCGUUUCUUUGUGUCACUUCUUCGCUUCGAUCCGUCGUCUUGUCGCCCCGGUGUCAACGUUUCUUUACUUCGAUUUGCCACUUGACUCGUCGUUUCGUUUUCGCCUAUUUGACCGCGCUAGCCUGGGAACGAGAAAAGGUAGAAUUCUGCCUUGGAAGCCUCGGAAGUAGUUUACUCUCUAGACUGCAAAACAGUCGGUUUUUUUCUCAAAAUAACACACAAUAUGACGAACUUGUCAAGGGAUGAAGAAUUGAAAACCUACCUUCGCAAGAGUGUACAGCUCAUUUUCAACCGCGUAAACGAACAGUUUGAUAGAAGUGAGCUAUUUAGUCAUUUUAUUAAAAACUGAAUCUUUGGAUAAUGCAAUUCUAGCGUUUUGAUUGGCUUAGCCAUCAUGGUAUAUGAGCAUUAUACAUGCUCUCCAUAUAUGGUCAGUGUACGCGUCAGUUCAAAAUUGGAAGCUAGCUGAGACUUUUUUCGCGAAGGAUAGAAUGACACCCGAAGAAAAUCGUUUUAAUUCUUAGAAUACUAGAAAAUGCGAUUUGAUCGAAAAAAAAAAAACACAAGCAAACAAAAGAGCCACAAGAGUUUGUUUGAAAGUUAAUCGAAAGCUACUAAAGAAGACAAGUAAGCUUAUUGUUUUUUCAUGAUGGCGAAGCCACUCACCGAUCUAUAACUUCAGCCUGUUCAGUGUUCUUUAGCCUUGCGGACACCCCGCUAUAACGGACACCUCAAUAAAACGGACAGCAACUAAAUCCCGAGCGAAAACAAAUCACAGACGUUUGACUGAAAUAAACUCUCGCUAUUACGGACUCUCGCUAGUUUCACGAGCUUUUCAUUUUUUUUUGUUCCCACCGGGUUGGUAAGUUUGUUGCUGAGAGCUCGUCAAUCGUCAACAAUUAUUUGACAAGCUCUCAGAAACAAACUUUGCAACUCGGUGGAAACAUAAAAUAACGAAGAAGCUUGUGAAAGAAUAUAUAUCACUCUGUCAAGAACGUGUGUAAUGAGAUAGCUCACUUCACUCUCACUCUCAUCAAACUGUUUGUUUACGCCCCUGUAAAAGAACUGUACACUCUGGCGGAGGUAGGUUUUCAAUUCUUUAGACCUCAAGUGACGAGUUCGCCACAUUGCCCAAAGACUACCUCUACUUCUACUUCUUCUACUUUGUCUUACUUCAUGUAACUCAGUGAAUUAUACCUGUUCCCGUUCCCAGGCUAGCGCGGUCAAAUAGGCGAACCGAAACGACGAAACAAGACAUCGAAGAGACGAAAAGACGAGACGAGUGACAAAUCGAAACAAGGAAAUGACACGAGGAAAAGGCGUAAUUAAGAACUGGUGGACGAGACGACUGAAGGAAGCAACGAAGUGACACAAAGAAACGACGAAACAACGAAACGAGGAGUCGAACAUGUUGUCCACGAUUUGACUUCAUAUAUACAUACAGCCUUGACGCUUAUUACAGUAAUGAUCUUUUAGAACGGAACAGAUAGUUCACAUGCAUUACAUAUAUGGGGCAACGAGACUAGCAGAGAGAAUGUUAUUUUGUGGGAAUUGAGAUGACGCAUGGAAAUUAAACAGUCAAGAGAUACAGCAGUACAAAAAGUAGAAGGCAGAAAAAUGGCCUAUCAUUUGUAUGAUAGAAUGUAAAACAUUUCAGACCAAUAAAAUCACUCAUGAUUUAAACUCUGAAAGCAAUAUCAGAAAAAGUCGCGUCUUUCACUGUUUAAUUGAUUUCAAGCAUUAUCAGCUCAUGCCUCAAUGGAAGCCAAAAGUAUAGUCUCGUUUUGUGUUUUUGAUCUAAACAAUAAACUAACCACAAAAAAAACACAAGAUGGCCCAUUGGUCUGCAAUUUAUGUCAGUGCCUCAUUGAUAAAUGGCGGGCUCUGUAAAUAUGCGAUCUUUGAUAUGGAGAAUAAGUAGCUCACAAACUUUGCUUUUGUCUCUCUACCUCGCAGGUAAUCGCUUACACAACACUCACGUUGAUAGUCAUAUCUGUGAUUUUGUUUUGUUUGGAGUCGUUAACGUUUUUUCGAGAUGGUAAACCACAGCUCUCACUUGAAAUCCUUGAAGGAAUCUGCGUGGCUUGGUUUACCCUGGAGUUGUUGGUUCGCUUCAUCUUUUGUCCGCACAAGUUGGCGUUUUUUAAAAAGGUCAUGAACUGGAUCGAUUUCCUGGCGAUUGUGCCUUUUUACAUCAGCUUGGGUUAUCCAUCAGAAUCUGAUGUGGAGAUCCUUAACAUCAUUCGAUUAAUACGGAUUUUCCGUAUAUUCAAACUUUCACGGCAUUCGUCAGGGCUUCAAAUUCUUGGGCACACGUUGCGGGCAAGCGUGCGCGAGCUUCUUCUUCUAAUAUCAUUUCUCUUAAUUGGAGUGGUGUUGUUCGCUAGUUUGAUCUAUUACUGGGAGAAAGACGCUGAAAAUACAAAAUUCACUGACAUUCCUAACUGCUUUUGGUGGGCCGUUGUUACCAUGACAACUGUCGGAUACGGUGACAUGGCGCCCACUACCACAGUAGGCAAGUUUAUCGGCAGCAUAUGCGCAGUUUGCGGUGUGUUGACAAUUGCACUUCCGGUUCCUGUGAUUGUAAAUAACUUUUCACUGUACUACUCUCACGCGCAAGCGAGGCUCAAACUGCCCAAGAAGCGGAGAAGGCUUCUCGUGAACGCAUCGAAUGCUCUGAAAGCUUCAGCGGUGGUCGAGAACGGAAUGAGCGGGGAUUCUAAAGGAAGCUCCGAUAGUGGCUGCGGUGAAAAUAGCACUUCAAAUGGAGGGCGAAAAUGUAGCCUUCUCAUCACAGAUGAACUUAAUGAAAUUAAGCCACGGCGACCGGUUAGAAGAGAUAGCCAUCUGUUUAACAACAGUGCAGCGUCUUCAAACGGGGACGUACCUACCAAUCGGCCAACUUACGCCAUGCAGAAAAGGACCUCUAUGAGACCAACGGUACCUACACUACCGGAAAUUGAGUGAGCCUGAAGAGACUAAAGCUGGUACGUACAGUCCUUUACUGCUAAAUUCCCCUUAGAAUUGCUUAUCACUAAAGACCUUACUGGGUGGAUCUGGGGUAGGGCAGAUGGGUUCCUACCUCCCCGCUUCAAAUAUCAUCAGAUCAUAAAAGACAUAGACCUAGUUUUUUUGUUCAUUAACUCAGUUAAAGAACUUUUAAACUGCAGUUUACGGUAGCAAUAAAAAAAAAAAAGUUUUUAAUCACGAUCACGGGAUUAUUAAAUUGCCACAAAUGAGAUUUGAUUUACUAGAAAACAUUGGAACGGCGAGGAAGAGGAAAGGGGGAAUUUUCAACUUUAAGUCAAGUUCGGACCGUCCGAAACAGAUAAGUCCUGAAUGGGCCCUUGCUUUAGGCUCAGUCUAAAGUUUCGGGCGAGAGUUCAAGGAGCUAACACUGAUUUCAUUUGGUGAAAUACGUUUUAAAGCGUCAUGUUUCACUGGAAUAGUUACUCCAAAAUAUUUCCUUUAAUGAUUUAAUGUAAAUGGUAAAAAUCAUUAGAAUUUCAUCCCCAGACUCAAAAUGGAGAACCACCUUGCACUCAUGAUAAAUAGUACCACAGAAAAGUACCUCUCAAUAGCUUUCAUUUGAGUGGUCACACUUUAGGACCUAAUUUCUUGGUAUAAGAAGAUCACGAAAGCAGCGCGAUAGAUGCUGGCGUCCGCUUGGGCACAACCUAAUAUUUUUUUUAUGCCCAAUCAGAGACAAGCAUGUGAAUGAGAUGUGGAACUGGUUUUUGAGAGUAGCAUUCUUUCGUCUGUUCUUGAAAACUGUCGCCGCCAUUUUUCCCGACCCGACAGACCACCCCUGGGCCCGUCCUCGGGGAUGACGUUAGGAUUGUUUUCACAGACUCAAAAACUAGAACCACCUUGUACAGCAUAUCCAAAAAUACCACAAGAAAGUGCUGUUUGAAUAGAGCACCACACAGUUGCGGACUUCUUUUACACACUACAAAGUUAAAACAUGUAAAGGCAUGCAUUGAGUUGAAACUCAGCUAUAUGCUAGGUUAAGUGACUGGUUUCAUAAACUCCUGCAGCAUUCCCCUAACUAACUAACUAACUAACUAAUAUAUUUAUUACGUCAUAGGGUAUGGAAAGGCGCCCAUAGGCAACGUCUCAACUCCAGAGAACUUCACCAGCGUAUAACAACAUAAUCAGUCGCUAACCGAAGCUAUUCCUGACAGAACCGGUAGGGAGCGAAUACACUUCUAACAGAAUUCACGAAAAUCCGCGACAUUCAAAAGGAAGAAAGUCAGAGGAAAACUAUUUUUAAAUUUAAGGACAGACCAUAACUCGCUCACCAAAGCUAUUCCUGACAAAGACUGGGAGCGACUACACUACGAACAGAAUUGGGUUAACUCAACACCAGUUUAAAAGAAAGAAAACCAGAAGAGCUUAUUUUAAAUUUAUACUCAAACUAUUUAUUUUGAGAGAUUCCAAAUCGGAGGCCUUGUUUUCAUCGUUUUUCGCUGGCGAAAUAUGUUAAAAUCACUAUGUUAGGAGCCCAUAAAAUGGUGGGGCUUUGGUAAAUACAGUAAUAACAUUUUACAGUAAUCGAAGAUCUUUAUAUGUCUUCACUUAUAUCAGACAAGUCAUCGUGUGAAUAUUUAUUUAUUUAUUCACGUAUAUAUUUAUUUCCAGUUAUUUUGGGCAUAUGAUUUACUUUGUUUCAAAAAGAUCAGUGAUCUGAAAAUUUUUUCGAGAAACAAAGUUCAAAUUUAAAUAAUUAUGUGAAUCUCAUUAUAGUUUUGUAUUAAGCCGAUGGCAUGCAACAAUUUUUACUUGUUUGUGUCUAUGCCUCAGAAAGUUUCAAACGAUAUACAUAUAUCUAGCCCGGCGGGUUAUUGAAAACAUUCGUAUUGGAGCCAUUUGAAUAAAAAGAGGCCAGAAAGGCAUAUUACUGGUAUCCGAUAAGCCCCAAAAUCACGCUAAAGAAAGAAUAAAAGAGAAAAAAUAGAGCCGAAGCGAGGAAAAAGCAAGAUGGUGAAAAGAGAAAAGUAAUCAGAGGGUUGCAUUACAUAUUGUUUACUUUGGAGAAUAUUUUAACGCAAAAACUGCUUUACGGAAGGAGUCUAUUUUGGCAGUAACUUUUUCAAAUACUCCUGCUAGAUAACUCGGCAUUCACGGUAAAUAGUCUUCAGCGAUGUUUCUUUCUCUAUCAGUUAUGUUUUCCUUCUUUUUCUCUUCAUGAAUUGUUAACGAGUUUGAGAAUUUCAUUUCAAAGACGCUAUCACAAGUAGAUUUUGAUAUCAUUUACACUGUAAGUUAAAUGCUGUAUUUAAACUCAUGAUGUUUUAUGACAUUUAGAUGUAAUGUUUAGCACACGAGUAAAAGUGUUUUUGUAAAUAAGUAUUAGUCUUACUAACUGUCGUUUUAUUAAACGCCUCGGACGUUUAAUGUAGAGCGGUCCAAAUGUCAUACUUCUAAGGUUUUGAAUUAUUUUGGCGCUAAGAAAAUUGGCACUGAACGUAAGCAUCGUCUAGUAUAUCAGAUAUAGCGGUCUCUAUGAUCCAAGAUUAUUAACGUGUUUUAGUUUUCAUUUACUGGGAUGCGGAUUUGUCUCAAAGACAGGGAGAAAAAUGAAUUACAGCAAAUUUUGGCCAUCGUUCAUUACAAAGCUUAGAGAAUGGCAAUCAGAUCAAAUCUCAUAUCAGAGUGGUCUUUGUAAAUGGUACUGAUUUGAAAUAAGAACUUCGAGAAGGACUUUCAGUACUGCAGUUGGUGUUUAUCGUUCUGAUGAUAAAUUUAUUUUCGUGCAGGCAAUAUAGUCUAAGGUAUUUUGUUUAGUAAAUACGUUGAAUUAACAUUAAAGGAUUAAAAAGGAAUUUGUUUUCACCCG
Molecule: messenger RNA, 9887 nt
Organism: Porites evermanni
Lineage: Eukaryota; Metazoa; Cnidaria; Anthozoa; Scleractinia; Poritidae
Source: the annotation of a GenBank genome assembly